UGCAUCAUUGUUGUUAUUGUCCAUCGUGGUGCACGCAGCAUCAGUAGUACAUAUAUACUACUUACUCUACUGGCGAGAUGUCAAUGAAGAAAGAGUCGCCCUGGGACGUGCAACUGCACUUGGCGGCAGCUCGAGGGGACGCCAAGCGACUGCAGACCCUCUUGGACUCGGGUCGCGUCCACGUCGACUGCAAGGACAAGGACGGUACAACACCACUGAUUUUGGCAGCAGCCGGAGGACACUACGACGCCGUCGUCGAGCUGCUGCAGCAGGGAGCCGAUCCCAACGGCAAGAGACUGACAGGCACGACGCCCCUGUUUUUCGCCGCACAAGGUGGUUACACGGACAUCGUGAACGUCUUAUUGAAAAACGACGCGGUCGUCGACUCGUUCAGCAUCGACGGCAGUACGCCGCUUUUCGUUGCGUGCCAAUGCGGCCACCUGGACGUCGUAGAGGAUCUCAUUGCCAAGGGCGCCAACGUCAAUGCCCACAUGAAGGAUGGUGCGACGGUGCUCUUCAUCGCAGCGCAAAACGGCCACGUGAAAAUUUUGGAGCUACUCCUGGGCCGCGGGGCGAGAACCGAUGCCGCGCGAACGGACGGCGCGACGCCCCUGUGGAUAGCCGCUCAGAUGGGUCACGACCACGUGGUCAGGAGGCUCCUCAAAGCCGGCGCCAAAGUCGACUCCAAACGACACGAUGGCGCAACGCCUCUAUUCAAAGCCUCUCACAAAGGCCACACGGCCGUCGUCGGAGAAUUACUCAAGUACCUACCGAAUCUUGGAAUCCUUCCCAACGGGGAAAGUGCACUCCACGCCGCAGCGUUAUUGGGUCACAUGACGGUGACCCGUCAGUUGGUGGGCGCCGGAGCGGAUCCGCUGUUGGUUAAUCAGGAAGGGUUCACGCCACUACAGUUGGCUAUGAGGCACGCUCAGAACCAGGUUGCCAAUUACCUCAAGGACAAAAUCAGGUCAAGGACGACGGCACCCUGCUAACGAGCGCUCACGUGUCGUGCAGUUCAGCAUCUCUCCUCCCUCCUCGUUUGACGAAAUUACCUCUCGUUUUCAUCCGAACCCUCUUUUUACUUUUAAGAUGGAGUACAUUGUGAAUUUAAAUCUCGAGUAUGCGAGUGGUAUACGGUGCCCCAGAAUAGUGUUCUUACGUGCCUUGGUACCCUGAAAUGUGUGCGAUCGAGUUUACCCAUGAUCAGGUUAAUUCAAAAAGUUCGUUAAAAUUAUUUGGAUCACCCGAUUUUUUUUUUUUUUUUUUUUUUUUUUUUUUUUGCAUUGCUAGAGAAUUAUUUAGAAAUUUCGGACGAACUUGACAUCGUUUGGGUACUGAGGCACGAACUUGGAAGAUAUCCAAAUAUUCGUUGGCGUUAAGAGAGUCGUAUAGCUUAAGAAAAGGGAAUGGUGAAAUACAUAAUUAUAUUCGAUGAGGUUUUCAUUGACGUGCAAUGCGAAUGAUGAUUUUUUUUUUUCCUCCUAAUGUACAUACGUAGAGUUUUUGUUUUGUAAUAUACGACAGUUCCUUGUUAGGACAAACUUGAUAUUGUUAUGCGUUAGUCGAGCAACUAAUUGACCAAUCGUGUGUAAUCUUUGCUAAUGGUUUUCAUCAAAGAUACGUCCAUUAUAUAUUAAGAGAUGCUUAUUAUAUGUAUGUAUACACUAUUUAAUGUUUACCAAGGAUGAUAAUUGUUGACCAUUAUUUAUUUCAAUCAGCAGUCUGCAUUAUAAAAAAAAAAAAAAAAAAAAACUAUUGACAUUUUCGAUCGAAAGAAAGAAAUAAGCAUAUGCCAAAAUCAAUUUUAAGGUUUGUGGAAAUUUUAUAAGACUGACUGAUUUGCCUUACCGAGAGAAUUUUGAAACGUUAUCUUUAUGUGGGGAGCAAUGUAGAAGGCAUAAUAAUGAUAAUAAUUAUGAAUUAAGGAAAAUUUUUUUUAAACCCUUUGCAUGUGAUCGAUCGCUUAGUCUGUAAUUCUAUAGUUGUUUAUGAAAACAGUUUUUUUUUUUUUUUUUUUUUAACUAGUUAUAGGAAAUCGAAGAAUCCCUAAGUCCAUGAUACGUAAGUGCGAGUCUUCCUAGUGUGAAAUAUAUUACGAAACAAAAGUCUUGUUACUGUUAACCAAAAAUAUAUGACUACAAAUAUUGCAAAGGAUGAUAAAAGAAUAAAAUAAAAUUACAUUCAA
Molecule: messenger RNA, 2185 nt
Organism: Copidosoma floridanum
Lineage: Eukaryota; Metazoa; Arthropoda; Insecta; Hymenoptera; Encyrtidae
Molecular function (GO): protein binding
Source: RefSeq, a predicted model, not a curated record